Molecule: messenger RNA, 2343 nt
Organism: Cicer arietinum (chickpea)
Lineage: Eukaryota; Viridiplantae; Streptophyta; Magnoliopsida; Fabales; Fabaceae
Product: probable methyltransferase PMT15
Cellular component (GO): endosome; cytoplasm; trans-Golgi network
Molecular function (GO): methyltransferase activity
Source: RefSeq, a predicted model, not a curated record
UUAAAGUCAUGUGCUAAAACUUAAAAAGAGGGUCACCCUAUUUUAGAAUAAUUUAGUUAAAGACAAAGCAAGAUGAUAAAAAGAGUACAUGAGGUAGGGAGGAGAAGAUAAUUGCUUUUUGCAGCUGUCUAUUUAUUCGAACUCCAACCACUACUGACACUCAAUCUUCAAAGUCUUCUUCAACUUCAACACUCUAUCACUCUAUGUGAAGAAAAGAACAACAAAGAACAAUGGUUAACAUGAAUAUGAAUAUUAACUUUGCAACUUUACUUCACAAUUUUAAAUCCAAAAAGUCAAACAUAUUGUUGACCAAUCUUUACUUUCUCAUUUUCGCAACUUUUCUUUGCACCUUCUUUUAUCUUCUUGGUCUAUGGCACCAUUACCCUUCCACCACAGUCAUCUCCGCCACCGGAUAUUCCACCGCCUCCGUCGCCGGAGCCACCACCCUAUGCUUUCACCGCAACAACACCACCACAGCCGAAUCUUCAUCCGACAAGAUCGACUUCGCCGCCGGUCACUACCUCCAUGAAUCACCUCCGACGGAGGCGCGUGGACCUCACUUCCCACCCUGCGAUCCUUCCCUGUAUGAGUACACUCCCUGCGAGGAUUCUACGAGGUCGUCGAAGUUCUCAAGAAACAGACAGGUGUAUCGAGAGAGACACUGUCCGGCGCCGAAGGAGAUUCUCCGGUGUAGAAUUCCGGCGCCGUUAGGAUACCGGUUACCGUUACGGUGGCCAGAGAGUCGUGACUCGACGUGGUAUGCGAACGUGCCGCAUAAAGAAUUAAGUGUAGAAAAGAAAAAACAGAACUGGAUCCGGUUAGAAGGGAACCGGUUUAAGUUCCCGGGUGGUGGGACCACGUUUCGACGUGGCGCAAGUGCGUACAUUGAUGAUAUUGGAAAGUUGAUUAAUCUCAAGGAUGGGUCUAUCAGAACCGCUGUCGACACUGGUUGUGGGGUUGCAAGUUGGGGAGGUUAUCUUUUGUCACGUAACAUAUUAACAGUGUCAUUUGCACCAAGAGAUACACAUGAAGCUCAGGUUCAAUUUGCUCUUGAACGAGGUGUUCCUGCAUUGAUUGGAAUUAUUGCAUCAAUAAGGCUACCUUACCCCUCAAGAGCCUUUGAUAUGGCUCAUUGCUCAAGGUGCCUCAUUCCAUGGGCCAACUAUGAUGGACUAUACUUGACUGAAGUUGAUAGAGUACUACGUCCUGGAGGAUAUUGGAUUCUGUCAGGACCACCAAUAAACUGGCAGAAACAUUGGAAAGGAUGGGAAAGGACUAAAGAGAGUCUUAAUGAUGAACAGGAAGGAAUUGAGAAUGUAGCAAAAAGUCUAUGCUGGAAAAAAUUGAUACAAAAAGAUGAUCUUGCAAUAUGGCAGAAGCCAACCAAUCAUGCUCAUUGCAAAAUCAAAAUAAAGAUGUUCAAGAGUAGACCCUUCUGUGAUGAGGCACAGGAUCCAGACAUGGCUUGGUACACUAAACUAGAUACAUGCUUGACACCACUUCCAGAGGUAAACAACAUCAAAGAAGUUGCUGGUGGGGAAUUGUCAAAGUGGCCAAAGAGACUAACUUCAAUUCCUCCAAGGAUUAGUAGUGAAAGUUUGAAAGGAAUAACUGCAGAGAUGUUCAUAGAAAAUACUGAGUUAUGGAAAAAGAGAGUGGCACACUACAAGACCCUGGAUCAUCAGCUAGCAGAGAGUGGAAGAUAUAGAAAUCUGCUUGAUAUGAAUUCUUACUUGGGUGGCUUUGCAGCUGCACUAAUUGAUGAUCCUGUGUGGGUCAUGAAUGUUGUCCCAGUUGAGGCUGAAAUCAACACCCUUGGUGUCAUAUAUGAACGUGGAUUGAUUGGAACCUAUCAAAAUUGGUGUGAAGCUAUGUCCACUUACCCACGAACUUAUGACUUUUUACAUGGUGAUUCAGUUUUUAGCCUCUACCAGAACAGAUGUAGUAUGGAGAACAUUCUUCUAGAGAUGGAUCGGAUUUUGCGGCCACAAGGUAGCAUAAUUUUGCGCGAUGAUGUGGAUGUGUUGACAAAGGUGAAGAGCAUUGCAGAUGAAAUGCAGUGGGAUGCCAGAAUUACAGACCAUGAAUAUGGACCUUAUCAAAGAGAAAAGAUACUAGUAGCAGUCAAGCAAUACUGGACAGCUCCACAAACAGAACAAAACUAACACAGCAAGUGCUAAUUUGUUUAUAUUUUUGUCCAAAUUUUCAUAGGAAUUCAAUUCUUGCAACAAACCCCAAUUUUUGUAGUUGGUGCUUAUAACUUAUAAGUUAAAUUUUCACGGCUUAUUAACAUUUUGAGGCUUUAAAAUUUUGGUUUAAUAUUAAAGGAAAGUUUGUAAAUUA